Symbiodinium sp. CCMP2592 is the source of this 669-nucleotide messenger RNA. The record is from the annotation of a GenBank genome assembly. NCBI's taxonomy places the organism in Eukaryota, Dinophyceae, Suessiales, Symbiodiniaceae.
AUGAAGCUGCUGGCACACGUUUUCCGGCCGCCAUGCGGCGCCGCGGUCAGGCACCAUGUCCGACUGGAGGUGAUCCUCCUCUAUGUGCCGUGUAUCUGCGCGGUCAUGGUCGCUCUGAUGAUGCAGGGACAAGACGCACCAUUCAGGUACCGAAUGAUCAUUACUUUGCAUAUCGUGAUGGCCCUGAUAUUGUCGGCCCUUGGCAUCUGGCUCUGGCAGAAGGAUGCCUUGCCCUCUGUGGCCCACUUCCUCGAAGACCCAAACCGAAGCAAUGAGCUAAUUGUCCUCUUUUCCUGGAUACCGCUCUUUGGCUUAGCAGCACCCAUGCUGGUUAUCGGGAGCGCACAAGACAUUGCGGACACCUCCUUGCAAGUCUUGGGUUUCCUGUUGUACCUUCCAGUGCUGGACGAGCCGCUCAACGUGAGCGUAGCGUGGGCUUCAUACGGUGGCCUCGCGAUAGCAAGAGCUUUGCAGCUUUGCACGUCUCAUGCUGGAAUGCCGGUCCAGCUCACACCGUUCCUUCGGCAUAUCCUACAAUUGGAGUUCCUUGUCUUUGUGACAAUGCGUACCAGGAUAUGGUACCUUGGGCGACAGUCCUCGCCUCUCACACCAUCCAGCUUGAAGGAUUCUGGGAAUUCCUGUUUAGGAGUUCAACUUCACCCUGAAUAA